Molecule: messenger RNA, 2895 nt
Organism: Rosa chinensis
Lineage: Eukaryota; Viridiplantae; Streptophyta; Magnoliopsida; Rosales; Rosaceae
Product: disease resistance protein RPM1
Exons: 1
Coding region: 1-2895 (964 amino acids)
Biological process (GO): defense response to other organism
Molecular function (GO): ADP binding
Source: RefSeq, a predicted model, not a curated record
AUGGCUGAAUCAGUUGUAUGCUUUGUGAUCGAUAAGUUAAUUUCAUUUCUCGUCACCACAGAAGCAAAAAUCUCGAGAGAUGUACACAAGGAAAUUUCUUGCAUCCGAGAUGAGCUCGAGAGCAUUCGAUCAUUCUUGAGGGAUGCAGAUGCAAAGGCAGCAAGAGAAGGGGAGGUGAUCAAUAUCAAUGAAAGCAGCGCAACUUGGGUUAAACAAGUAAGGGAAGCAGCUUAUCACAUAGAAGAUGUCAUUGAUGAAUAUUUGCUACGCAUCACGAAGAAGCAUCAAGAACGUGGAUUCCUCGGUCUUCUCCGAAAAGUUACUUGGUUCGUGCAGAAAAUGAAACCAGAGGAGGAGAUGGCUUUGAAAAUCGAGGGUAUGAAGACAUUGGUUUGUGAUGUUAAGGCAAGAAGUGAAAGAUAUGGCUUUAAUUCGACUGAGCAAGGUGGUGAAAGGACUAUUAACUCGCGGCGGUGGCAUGACCCUCGAAUGGCUUCCCUUUUCAUUGAGGAAGCCCAAGUUGUGGGUAUUGAAUCUGCCAGAGAUGAGCUGAUUACUUGGUUUGUACAAGGAGGAGGAGCAGCAUCAUCAUUAUCAUCGUCAACGCGUGCUGUGAUAUCAGUGGUUGGCAUGGGAGGACUUGGUAAGACCACCCUUGCCAAGAAAGUCUAUGAUAACCAAGUGGUGAUAGAGCACUUUGACUGCUAUGCUUGGAUUACAGUGUCACAGUUAUACAGGAUUGAGGAUGUUCUGAGGAUGAUGAUAAUGCAAUUCUACAAGGCGAGGCAGGAGUAUAUCCCCCACGGGGUUGAUGCAAUGGAUGAGGAGUCCCUAAUCAGAAAAUCAAGAGAAUAUUUACAGCAAAAGAGGUAUGUGGUUGUGUUUGAUGAUGUGUGGAAUGUUGAUUUCUGGGGGGCUAUAGAACAUGCUUUACCGGAUAAUGAUAAAGGUGGAAGAAUAAUGAUCACUACCAGGAUUAAAGAUGUUGCUGAUUUUUGCAAAAGGUCUAGUUUUGUUCAUGUUCAUUAUUUGCAACCUCUAUCUCCAGACAAGGCAUGGGAAUUAUUUUGUAGAAAGGCAUUUCAAUUUGAUCAAUUGGAGGGUAAAUGUCCUCCAGAGUUGGAGGGGUUGUCUCUUAGAAUGGUUAAAAAAUGUGAAGGGUUACCUUUGGCAAUUGUUUCUCUAGGUGGUCUUCUGUCAACCAAAGCUAAAGUUUUGUCUGAAUGGAAAAAGUUGUACGACAGCCUCAGCUCAGAGUUGGAAAAUAAUCCCCAUCUCUCAAGCCUCACAAGAAUCUUAUCCCUCAGCUAUCAUCAUCUACCAUAUUACCUCAAAUCCUGUGUUUUAUACUUUGGCAUAUUUCCUGAGGAUUACUCUAUUAGCUGCAUAAGACUAGUACGAUUGUGGAUAGCUGAAGGCUUUGUGAAAGUGACAAAGGGGAAGACAUUGGAGGAGGUUGCAGAGGGAUAUUUGACUGAGCUAAUCCAUAGAAGCCUGGUUCAAGUAUCAAAAGUUUACAUUGAUGGAAAAGCCAGAAGCUGCCGAGUUCAUGACCUCUUGCGUGAAGUCUUCCUUAGAAAGGCAUUGGAUUCGAGCUUCUGUCACAUGUUAUCAGAAGAUGACUCUACUUUUACUCCAACCACUCGACGCCUCUCCAUAGACAGCAGCCUCUCUGAUGCGUUGGGAAGCAAAAGCAUCGAACAGUCUCAUAUCCGUUCUGUUUUUACUUUCAACCAAGAUGAAUGGCCCAACUACUCUUUUCUCAACACAAUCAGUGCAAACUUUAAGCUUCUGAAGGUAUUGGAUUUUGCAGACGCUCCAAUACAGCAUCUUCCUAAGUAUGUGGGGAGUUUAUACUACUUGAGGUACUUAAGCCUACGUAAUACAAAGGUGAAGCUGCUGCCAAAAUCCAUAGCUAAGCUGCAAAAUUUAGAAACCCUGGAUCUAAAACAGUCUCUUGUGUGUGAAAUACCAGCAAAGCUCAAUAAGCUUCUUAAGUUGCGACAUAUUUUGGCCUGCUAUUGUGACUACAAGAAAAACUUUAGCAUGAGUUACGAACGUGGAGUGAUGAUAGAUGAUGGUGUAGGGUGCUUGCUAGCUUUGCAAAAGCUAUACCAUGUGGAUGCAAACCAUGGAGGGAUCAGGCUAAUUCAAGAACUGAGAAAGUUAAGGCAGCUGAGAAAGUUGGGCCUAAAAAACUUGAGAUGUGAAGAUGGACAGGCUCUAUGUGCUUCUAUUGAAAAUAUGAACCACCUUGAAUCUCUAGAAGUAUGCGCAAUGGGCGAGGAUGAAGUCCUUGAUGUACAGUCCAUUUCGACUCCACCAGAAUCCAUUCGGUUUCUCUACUUGAAGGGGCGUCUAGAGAAGUUACCGAGUUGGAUUUCUAAGCUAGAGCAUCUAGUCAAGUUGAGGAUUUUCUGGUCAAGGUUAAGAGAUGACCCACUAAAAGCCCUUCAAAAUCUGCCCAACUUGUUGGAGCUUGGACUCUCAUACAAGGCAUAUGACGGAGUGCAGCUGCAUUUUGAGGAAGGAGGAUUUCAGAAACUGAAGUUGCUAAAACUCAAGCACUUGGAGGGACUAAAUUCACUGAUUAUUGACAAUGGGGUUAUGCCUCUUCUCCAAGAGCUACAACUUGGGCCUUCACCACAACUGAAGGAGGUUCCCUCUGGAAUCCACCACUUGAGAGAUCUAAGAACUCUUAGAUUUGUUGACAUGCCUGAAGCUUUCAGACGUGGAAUGGAUGGCCAGCAUUAUUGGGUUGUUGAGCAUGUUACGGAUGUUCUCUUUAGUUACAAGUUAGGGCCAAGGUGUGACAUAUAUGAAACUCACACACUGCUUCAUUCCAAUAGUUCUGCACCAGUCCCAACUACGGAACGCAUAUAUUUAGAGCUGUAA